UAAUUUAUUAAGCAAAGAGUCUAAUUCUGUCUCCCACACCAAAACCAACUUUUCUCUCUCUAUCAACCAUGGAAGAACCAUAGUUUUUCUGCGAAUUUCUUCUGCAAAUCUCAACUUCGAGCCUCUCUUCCGCUAAUUUUCUGUUUUCAGAUUUUCUUUAAACCAGUUUGGUUUUCAUAGCUUUACUGAGUUAAGAACUGGACUGUAUCCUAAAUCUUGAUGUCUGCACCUCUUCUCGGUGUUGGUGGGGACGAGUACCAAAGCAACAUUACCCUGCUGGCUUCUCCAACCUCCUUAGAAAGUGUCUGCCAAAAUGGAUCAGAACUCAAGGAGCGUAACUACAUGGGGCUGUCUGACUGUUCAUCAGUUGGUAGCUUGGCAAUAUCCAGCACCUCAGACUACAGUGGCCGUGGUCUGAACUUAAAGGCCACAGAACUAAGGCUUGGGCCCCCGGGAUCCCUGUCUCUGGGGAGGGGUUCAGAGGGUUGUCCUGAGAGUUCCACAGCAGUCGAUGAGAAGCUGCUGUUUCCUCUUCAUCCCUUGAAGUCACUGGUUACAGGAAAUAAACGAGUGUUUUCUGAUGCUAUGAAUGGAACCUCGAAGGGGAAACAUGUCCUCGCUUCGGAAUUUGAUACUAUGCUCUCUCCUAGACCUUCCUCGAACCCAAGUAUCAAAGCCUCGAACGAAGUCUCUGCAGCCCAACAAACUAAGGUGAAAGAAGCAGUUUACAAAGCUGCUACAAAUAACGAUGCUAGUGCCCCUGCUACCAAGGCACAAGUUGUUGGCUGGCCACCUGUCAGACAGUUCAGAAAGAAUACUCUGGCAACUACCUCAAAGAACAAUGAAGAGGUAGAUGGUAAUGCACCAAAUGGCGCAUCCUUUGUGAAAGUGAGUAUGGAUGGUGCUCCAUACCUAAGGAAGGUCGACCUCAGAACUUACUCUGCCUACCAGGGACUCUCAUCUGCUCUGGAGAAGAUGUUCAGCUGCUUUACGAUAGGCCAGUAUGGUUCCCAUGGUGCUCCUGGGGCGGAGAUGAUGAGUGAGAGCAAAAUGAAGGACUUGCUAAACGGAUCUGAAUAUGUUCUAACUUACGAGGAUAAAGAUGGCGAUUGGAUGCUUGUUGGUGAUGUUCCAUGGGAGAUGUUUAUUGACACAUGUAAGAGGCUGAGGAUCAUGAAGAGUUCAGAUGCAAUUGGGCUAGCUCCGAGGGCGGUCCAAAAAAAUCAAGGCAAGAAAUGAUGCUUGUGGUGCAAUGAUCUGUUCUGGUUCAGCAGUAUGUGAUGAUAUUCGACAAGUUUGUAACUCGUUGUAGGGUUCUUGUCAAUGCACGGUGAGCCAUAUAUAUUGUUAGUAUAUGGACAGCGGAUCGUCGGCAGGUGCUUUAUCUCGUUGUUAUAUUGCGUCGCUACAAAAUUUAAUGUGAUGUGAUACUUUACUUAUUGUGUGGUAUAGAAUGUAGAUGUUUUCUUGUGUAAACUGCAUCUCUUUUUUGAACUUAAUUAUGUGUGCAAUUCAAAGGCCGUUGGUGUUAGCCAAA
This is a messenger RNA of Salvia splendens (bonfire salvia), 1537 nucleotides long. RefSeq names its product auxin-responsive protein IAA9. Bases 220 to 1239 code for a protein of 339 amino acids. Lineage: Eukaryota; Viridiplantae; Streptophyta; Magnoliopsida; Lamiales; Lamiaceae. Gene Ontology annotation, biological process: regulation of DNA-templated transcription. The transcript has 7 exons. Gene Ontology annotation, cellular component: nucleus. The record is from RefSeq and is a predicted model, not a curated record.